Molecule: messenger RNA, 3394 nt
Organism: Seminavis robusta
Lineage: Eukaryota; Bacillariophyta; Bacillariophyceae; Naviculales; Naviculaceae
Source: the annotation of a GenBank genome assembly
GUUUCAUCACCAAAAAAUAAGCCAACCGCAUUGCAUCCACCCAGUCAACACUCGAAUCUAGCCAGCAAUGAGCGAGGCAUGAGAGAAAACACACCAACACUACGUCAACUCAAGUCACUGGUACCACUGGUCCUUCCAUAACAUAUCUCUCCCGAACUCUGGAAGGCAAUCAGGCGAUCAAAUCAAUCCAAGCCAGAGCCAAGGAAAGGAGUUACUGUACUGUACGGCACAAUGUUACGUUCCAAUCGCAAGAAUUCUCCCAAUCACAGCAACGGCAGUUUGCCAUCCUACUACAUCAAUGGCCAUCACGAUGCUACCAGUACCACCACUAACAAUGGCGCUGCCACCUUACGCCGUCGUCCCAAGACAGCGUCUUCUUCACCCAGCAAACUGGGGCGACACUUGUCAUCCGCCUCGUUAGUUCCACAAAGAAUAUCGAAUCUCCUAAGAUGGUGCUGUUCCUCUGUUUGUUUCUGGCUACUGAUCACCACCUGUACUGUCUGUACCUAUGUGAUUGCCCAACACGGAGAUCAUCCGCAAGCUCCACCGGCCAUUUCCCAUCUUCACGAGGCCAUUCAUCGGACCAUUUUGGAAAAGGUACCUCCCAAAUUUCGAUUUUCAAACCCCCACCCACAUAAGGCGGCUACACCCAUGUUGCCACCCCAACCUCCUCGACAAGGAUUCUAUGAUGUCGCCGUACUUGGGACGGGACCAGCCGGAUUGACAGCCGCAUUGUUUGCCGCUCGAGCGGGACUAUCCGUCUUGGUCUUGGGCAGUGACGGUGGUUCCUUACUCUCGGAAACGGAUCGAUUGGAAAACUUUCCCAGUUUUGUACUUGCCAAUAACAAUAAUAAGGGAACCCAAUGGCUGGAACAAACCAAACAACAAGCCGCACAAUGGGGAGCCAACUUUGCACAGGCGGGAUUGUUGGUGGACAAGCUGGAAAUACAACAACAGCAGCAACAAGAGUCGUCAUUGUUGACCACGUUCACCAUGAACUUGGGGAGUCCUCAACCACUGCAAGUGCAUUCAAGAACCGUCAUUGUGGCAACCGGGGCCACGGCGCGGCGUCUGGGAUUGCCACUGGAAGAGGAACUCUGGGGAAAAUCGGUUCAUAGUUGUGCCAUUUGUGAUGGGAGUUCCUAUGUGGAUAGGACCGUCAUUGUGGUGGGUGGAGGUGAUGCUGCCGUCGAUGGCGCACUCUUGUUGUCGCGAUAUGCCAAACAAGUCAUUCUGGUACAUCGAAGGACCCAAUUACGAGCCAGCAAUCAGCGAAAUGUGGAACUAUUGCGUACCACACCCAACAUUCGAGUGGAAGUUCCCUAUGUGGUGCAAAAGCUAGAAACCUUUCAAGCUGUCAUGGGGGGGCAUCAGCAAAAGCAAAAACAAGAAAUGCUCGCAGCAGUGGAUCUACGCGAUGUCGAAUCCGGCGAAACACAACGGAUUGCCUGUGAUGGUGUGUUUGAGUUGAUUGGAUCAACUCCCAACACACAAUGGUUAACCAACAAUGCAGGACCUCAAAUGACAUCCGAGGGAUUCUUGGUUCUUUCCCAGUCCUCGGAGGCAGAGACGCGAACUGCCACAACCACUCCAGGAAUCUUUGCCGCUGGCGAAGUGACUGAUCAAAUUUAUCGACAAGCCAUUACAGCGGCCGCGGAAGGUGCCCAGGCUGCCAUGGAUGCCGAGCGGUGGUUGCGAGAUCGACCUUUGCCAGCGGGACUUCACGCAUCCUCGUCCUCCGCAUCAUCACCUCCCCUUCCUUUACAAAAUGUACUGGUACCCGAUGAUAACAUUGUUGCUGCUAUAGCCAAGGAUGAUGAUUUGUCGUCCAUGAUGAUGAUGGACAAACAGAAAGAACAAGCUGCUGUAGCACCUUGUGACGACUUGACCCAACAAGAUUGCAUUACGAAACUUGUCAAUCUGUAUCCAGUCGUUGUGUUCUCCAAACCUUGGUGUCCCUACUGCAGAAAGGCUUUGGAAGCGUUGGCUGCAGAAGGGUUACCGGAGGGCAGUCACAAUUUACACGUUGUGGAUCUAUCCACCUAUGGAGACAAGACACGACAAAUUCAAAGCACACUCCAAGCCAUGACGGGAAGACGUACCGUGCCCAAUGUCUUUGUUGGAGGCACAAGCAUUGGCGGUGGCGAUGAAACAAGCAAGUUCCAUCGAGAAGGAACCUUGCAAAGCAAACUGAUCAAUGCAAGAGCGAUUGUACCUGCCGGGGAAGGAGACGCGGAACAAGAUAAUGAUGGGGCUCCUUGCGACGACUUGACGCAAGAGGCUUGUAUCACAAGUCUUGUGAACCAAUAUCCAGUCGUCAUGUUCUCCAAACAGGGGUGCCCUCACUGUCGCAGGGCAUUGGAAGCACUGGCACUGGAAGGCCUUCCAGAGAAUAGUCCGAAGCUCCACAUUGUCAAUCUGUCAUUCAUGGCAAACAAACAGCAGAUUCAAGAUCAGCUGGAACGAAUGACGGGAAGACGCACCGUACCCAAUGUCUUUCUCGGCGGUAGCACCAUUGGUGGAGGUUCGGAAACUGUAGCGCUGCAGCGAACUGGAGACUUGCACGCAAUGCUGGAGAAAGUUAAUGCCGUUUAAGAACGUGCUUUUUGCUAGCUUUUACCUUUUAAAAGCACAACCCGAUUGCCUUUGUAGUGAAAAGGUUGCAGCGUUCCAGGGAAACAUGAAGAAGACAAGCCAAAGUAUCUCUCUACAUUCUGUGGAAUGAAGAUCUAGUGCUUUUUAGACAAUAUAGAAGCAGGCUCCAGCCACCGAUACUACCCCCGUUGACCUGAGCGCUGCGAUACUCAUCCAGAGACAGAUGCGUUUCUAUUGGAUCAACAACGCAUCAGCUCUGAUUCAUCAUUCAAAACGCCCCCCGCGUUGAAACAAGGUCGGCUGCCAGACUACAGCACUUCGCCUUUUUUGGAGCUCUUUGUUUCUUUCUAGAGCAACGAUUAAUGGUGAUGCAUUGUAUAGACCGAAGAAGUUGCUAUGGGUUAGUAGGGGCUAGGGCGAGGAUGGGUUUCAGAGGAGGGCAGGAUGCAAGAGCGCGAACAGAACAACUGAGUGAGAUCAACCACAAAACCGAAGAAGGGAAGGGUGGCCAGGGAGGAGGGCGGAGAGGACCAAAGGACUAAGACUAGCAGAAGAGAUCAAGAGUGCCUCGAUUAUGCUUUGUUUUAUGUUCAGGGGAUCUAGGUAGCACUAGCCAGAGUAGAUUAGUUAUGUACAGAAGCCGGCAGAGCAUGGUGGGAUCUGUGUCAGCAUAAGCAUGCCAUACCGGGAACAGUUGCAUCCGCAUCAGAUUAGGCCGUUGGGGCAUGAAGCGGGGAAUUCAACAAACACAAAAUGUUGUAGAAGAAGCCAUCCAGUUCAGGUCCUUCUAGCGGGGGCC